AUGGCCUCACCACAAGAGGACAAAACAAAUCACUCAUUGGAAGCGCAUCAUGCCCUCCUUGAAUGGGUUUGCAAAAAUGGAGGGUACCUAAAUGAUGCUUGCUGCAUAGCACAUGAUACCCAACGGGGUGUCCACGUUCAGGUGAAAGCCGACUGGCCUACAGCCAUUUCAUCAGAGACCAGAGUGAUCAAUGCUCCACUAGGCGUGACAAUGUCUUAUUUCAACGCGAUAGACUAUACCUCAUCCAGGGGAAGCUUCUCAUCUCACGGCGUGCAGUUUCCGCGUGCAUUUAUUGAUGCUGCCGGCAUCAAGGAGACCAUGGCUUUCUUUUUGAUGGCACAGUUCCUGCGUGGAGAGCAGAGUUUCUGGUAUCCGUAUUUAAGGACAAUACCCCAGCCUGGCCAGCUGAUCACGCCUCUUUUCUUUGGAGAGGAGGAUGUGGAUUGGCUGCAAGGGACUGGAAUUCCGGAUGCAUCGGUGCAGAGGUUUCAGGAUUGGGAUCAGAAAUAUGAUUCUAUGAUUGAGAAGUUGGAUGCGGCUGGAUUUGAAGGCGUAGGAGCAUUUACCUGGGACUUAUAUCUCUGGGCAUGGACAAUUCUCACUUCCCGUGCUUUCUCGGCUAAGGUACUAUCCAGUGCCGUGGAACCCUCCGACCUCCCUGAGGAAGGACUUUCAGUCCUCUUGCCGCUUAUUGACCUACCUAAUCACCGACCACUGGCCAAGGUCGAGUGGAGGGCGGGUGAGCAAGAUGUCGGCAUGAUUGUUUUAGAAAAUGUUUCUCCUGGUCAAGAGAUUUCAAACAAUUAUGGCCCUCGGAAUAAUGAACAAUUGCUCAUGAAUUACGGAUUCUGCAUUGAAAACAAUCCAACCGACUACCGCAUUGUGAAACUAGGUGUUCCGUCAGACAGUCCACUUGGUCAAGCCAAGGCUCGCCAGAUCCAAGAGUUUCCUCAUCUAGCAAAGGCUGACGACCAGUACUACAUUUUCAAUGUGUCAUAUCCACUACUGGCGUCAGAAAGAUCCAUGGAGCAAGGAAUUAUAUCGCCAGCCUUGUUCAACGCUCUAACCAUCAUGGAAGCAAAUGAGCGAGAACGGAAAUCGGUGGAGAUUGAAGAAUCGGGGAUUUCAAUCCGAAAGACCUAUGGCAAUGGUCGCAGCGCACUGGCCGCUCUGUCUCAAACUUCUCUUGAGCUUAUUGCACACAUUCUUCAGCUGCAAGCCAGUGGACAAGACCUACCAGCUGAACCCGCAAACCUCAAGCAAAUUUUUGCGCAAGUCUACCGCAACGGUCAAAUUACAAUGGAUAAGACAGCAUUAAUUAUUGCAUCCUGGACACUUGCUCGGGCAAGAGAGCAUCAGCGAGGCGAAGAAGUGGAAGAUAUCAAGAUCCUUUUGCAUGAGCACUUGUCUAAAAUCCCAGCUGGAUGCUUGUCCGAUGAGAUUAUGUCUCAAGUACGCGUUCUUAUUCUUGAACGCCAAUCACUGGUCCCUAAGAAUGGCGAACUAUUCCGACUCGGAGAACUUUUCAGUCUCCUGCCAGAAGAUCUGCAGGGCCCAAGUCAGAAUUUCUUCAUGACUCGUCUUGCAAAUGGGCCUUGGGCCACAGACCCGCAGGUUAUGUUUGCGCUUGCAAUCAAUUUCUUAGCUACAACAACUCUGUCAGAUAAAAUGAGGCCCAUGCUUUCCUCUCGGUUGACUCGAUGGGUAGACUUCUUGAUUGCUGAAUACCCAUUGUCCACCAUGAUUAGCGAUGAUGCCGAUUCCCCUGCCCAGCAAUUGCUAAGAGUUCUCUCGAAGGACCGAGAGGCAUUCAUUGAGCUGGCAGUGCAAGAUGGGAUUACCUGGUUUGAACAAGAUAGCAGUUGGUUGGUCUCAGAUUGGCUCCAGUGGGCAUGCACAGUUGGUGAUGCUGAGCGGGUCUUAAUACCAUUUGAGCCGCUCCAGGUUCUGGGGACAGAUGAUCCAACAAUGGCCAAACAGGCAGUUCUGUAUGUGCCACAAGAGGAGUAA
This is a messenger RNA of Penicillium malachiteum, 2010 nucleotides long. Its product is annotated as SET domain protein. The record is from RefSeq and is a predicted model, not a curated record. NCBI's taxonomy places the organism in Eukaryota, Fungi, Ascomycota, Eurotiomycetes, Eurotiales, Aspergillaceae. Gene Ontology annotation, biological process: peptidyl-lysine monomethylation. The coding region runs from base 1 to 2010 and encodes 669 amino acids. Gene Ontology annotation, molecular function: protein-lysine N-methyltransferase activity. The transcript has 4 exons.